This is a messenger RNA of Dacryopinax primogenitus, 375 nucleotides long. RefSeq lists its product as uncharacterized. Lineage: Eukaryota; Fungi; Basidiomycota; Dacrymycetes; Dacrymycetales; Dacrymycetaceae. The record is from RefSeq and is a predicted model, not a curated record. The annotation marks the transcript as partial. The transcript is spliced from 2 exons.
GAAGAAACAGGUUCUAUAUUGUUACACCAACUACACCCAAGAAUCAAUGAGUACAAUGACAUUAUGAUGUAUCUCUAUCAAUGUAACAUGGACAUUCAAUACCUUGCAUCAGGUGAAGUGUCCACAGUCACACUAUAUUACAUCACAGACUACAUGACAAAGGCAUCACUGAAAGUGCAUGCUGGCAUGACAGCAAUGCUGUACAAGUUCCGCAAUGACAAAGGGGCUCCCAGCACAGUGCAAUCAAAGAGUCUGGUUGUCAAGCUUGUGAACCAAAUUGGUGCUUCUCAAGAAACAUCCCAUCAACAACUCAUGAGCUUCUAUGUUGGAGGAGGGGACUGUUACAGAUUGCAUGAUUUUUCCUUGCUUCACUGG